This is a messenger RNA of Ooceraea biroi (clonal raider ant), 763 nucleotides long. Its product is annotated as cysteine-rich DPF motif domain-containing protein 1. The record is from RefSeq and is a predicted model, not a curated record. NCBI's taxonomy places the organism in Eukaryota, Metazoa, Arthropoda, Insecta, Hymenoptera, Formicidae.
CGCUCCACCUUAGGAACGUGCAAGCGACACAAGGGAAUCGUUGACUAUCAAAGGCGUGCGAUUAGACGCAGUUCCACCCAGACCGCCAACAAGAUACUGGAACGCUUGCACGACAAAAGUGUAUUACGGGAUGAGAGGUGUUGCUGGCGCGGAACCCGAGGGCGAACCCGGCGCUAGCAAAGAGACGCGACAGGCUACUUCCACGAAGAACCGGCAAACGACGAGCGACGAGCGAGUAGCGAGCGUUAGGGAAACUCUUAUUUUCACGUGUUCCAUCUGCAAUCUGAAGGAACGCUACGAUUAUAAAGGCGCGAGACCACCAUUCGCUCGGCAGUUACUUUACUCGGAAGACUGUUACGUAAUGAAGGAUCCGUUCAGUCCGCCGAACAAGGGUGAGAUAUUGGUCGUAGGGGCAGAUUGCAGCAAGUGCAAGCGCGCCGUAUGCUCGACGUGCAGCAUAUACUAUGCGAGGCGCUUCUGCUUGGAAUGUGCGUCCGGUGAAUUACAGAAUCUACCGCUUCAACUGCACGGCAAGAUCAGGAGUUUGGCGAAACGCUGAAAUCACGAGAUUUACCUCUCGAACGAAUAAUUAUUUAUUGAACAAUUAUUGAAAACGCGCGCGAAGCACGCUUCUAUGCGCAACACGUCUAUCCAUUUUUCCAAUAGCGUGAGCUCAUCCUUCGUAACAACGAUCACAAUGACGCGAAACAAUCUAUCUUGUCAAUCGAGGUUUCUUCUCUUGUUUCUUAAAUAAACGAUAAAA